Molecule: messenger RNA, 5680 nt
Organism: Piliocolobus tephrosceles (Ugandan red Colobus)
Lineage: Eukaryota; Metazoa; Chordata; Mammalia; Primates; Cercopithecidae
Gene: WDR37
Product: WD repeat domain 37
Exons: 15
Coding region: 1369-2856 (495 amino acids)
Molecular function (GO): protein binding
Source: RefSeq, a predicted model, not a curated record
UUCACCAUGUUAGCCAGGAUGGUCCCGAUCUCCUGACCUCGUGAUCCGCCCGUCUCGGCCUCCCAAAGUGCUGGGAUUACAGGCUUGAGCCACCGCGCCCGGCUUGCCUCAUGUAUCUUACACGUUGUGCUGGAUAAGCUAGCAGCGCAGGUAUAAAAGGGCUCAGACAAAACAAGGCCCAAGAAAAGCCUGCUGUCUGUGGCUGAAAGACCAGGAAAGGGGCAGCCUACGUAGCGGAGAACUUUUCAACGGUGAGUGCUUUCCUUCAGCUAAAUAUCGCAGGAAACACUGCAGCACCACCCUCACCCUGCUAAUCAGGGGUUGGGCAGGUACUUCAGAUUCCUACUCAUGACAAGCUGGGAUGAGAUGCUCUUCUCUGCAGGGUUGCUGUCAGAGAAGGCUGGCUGAGGAGUUGGGGUUUUACUUCUGGGUGGUGACAGAGCACAGCCUCCCUCCUGCUAGGAUGUCAUAAGAGGGACCUUGCAAAACUCAGGAACUUUACUGCUGCCCUGUGGUCAUGAGGCCACCCCUCCGUGGUGUGGGGGAGACUGUGUAGGGAGCAGCAGGGAGGCAGCCCUGACUCAGCCUUGGUGGUGGGAGUGGAGGUUUGGGAGGAGGCUGAACUUCCCUUCUCAUGCAGGGGUCCGUGGAGGCUGAGUGGGAAUCUCAACUUCCACCUCACUGUCCACAUCCACCUGGCAGAGGCCUGCUCUAACAGAAGACUUACAUCAGAUCCUGAGUCUGAUACCAAGAUUUCAGUGGAAAAUCACGUAAAGUAUAAACAUCUUACUUUCCUCCAUGCUUCUUUACCUUCCCCAUUUAUAACGUAAUCAUAAGUAUUUCCUCCAUAUACACUGAGAACCACACCACAGUUAUGGACAAACCUCACCACACUGAUAGGAAAAUAUCAACCUCAAUAAGAAAAGACCACUGAUGCCAACGUGGAGAUGACACAGACUUUAGAAUUAUUUAACAAGGACCUUAAAGCAGCGAUCGUAAAUAUGUUUCAAUAACCAAGUAACAUUCGAGACAAAUGACAAAUAGCCUCAGGAAGAAAAUACAGGAUGUACAAAGGAAACACAACAUUUUAGAAGGGAAAAAUAGAAUACGUGAAAUAAGUUCCGUGGAUGGCUCAGCAGCAGAAAGGAGAGGAAAGAGAAAAGAAGCUGUCAGUUUGAAGACAGAACAACCGAAGUUACCCAGUCUGAACAGCAGAGAGAAAAUAGACUGGAAAAAAACUCAAGAAGCAGCAUAAGCCCAAAGAAGAUAAACACAAAGAUGCUAAGACACAUCCAGGCAAACUUCUGAAAACUGAAGACAGAAGAGUGCUUAUUGCAGGAGUGACCAGGACACUACCUUCUAGAAGUAAUGCCCACAGAAAGCGCAAGUUGUUCGACUGCUCGCCAAGCAAAACAGAAGCGCAAAUCCCAUAGCCUUUCUAUACGAAGAACUAACAGCUCGGAGCAGGAGAGGACGGGACUGCCAAGAGACAUGUUAGAAGGACAAGAUUCUAAACUGCCUUCCUCAGUUCGCAGUACACUUCUGGAACUGUUUGGCCAAAUAGAAAGAGAAUUUGAAAACCUUUAUAUUGAAAACUUAGAAUUACGUAGAGAAAUCGACACUCUUAAUGAACGUUUAGCUGCUGAAGGACAAGCGAUUGAUGGAGCAGAGCUGACUAAGGGCCAACUCAAAACAAAAGCCAGUCACAGCACCAGCCAGCUCUCCCAGAAACUGAAGACCACUUACAAGGCUUCCACCAGCAAGAUUGUCUCCAGCUUUAAGACCACGACAUCGCGAGCUGCCUGCCAGCUCGUGAAGGAGUACAUCGGCCACCGGGACGGCAUCUGGGAUGUCAGCGUGGCCAGGACACAGCCAGUGGUGCUCGGGACUGCGUCGGCCGAUCACACGGCUUUGCUGUGGAGCAUAGAGACAGGGAAGUGCCUAGUCAAGUACGCAGGCCACGUGGGCUCAGUAAAUUCUAUCAAAUUUCAUCCCUCAGAGCAGUUGGCUCUCACUGCUUCUGGAGAUCAGACUGCUCAUAUCUGGAGAUACGCGGUGCAGCUGCCGACACCCCAGCCUGUCGCUGACACUAGUCAGAUAUCUGGGGAAGAUGAAGUAGAGUGCUCUGACAAGGAUGAGCCCGACAUCGAUGGGGACGUGUCCAGCGACUGCCCCACCAUCCGCGUCCCGCUGACAUCCCUCAAGAGCCACCAGGGCGUGGUCAUCGCCGCUGACUGGCUGGUUGGGGGAAAGCAGGCUGUGACUGCCUCCUGGGACCGGACGGCAAACCUGUACGAUGUGGAGACGUCUGAGCUCGUUCACUCUCUGACAGGGCAUGACCAGGAGUUGACGCACUGCUGCACACACCCUACCCAGCGGCUCGUGGUGACCUCUUCCCGUGACACGACUUUCCGCCUCUGGGAUUUCAGGGACCCCUCCAUCCACUCGGUGAAUGUUUUCCAGGGACACACGGACACUGUGACCUCUGCUGUGUUCACCGUGGGAGACAACGUGGUUUCAGGCAGCGAUGACCGCACGGUGAAAGUCUGGGACUUGAAAAAUAUGAGAUCCCCCAUUGCAACUAUUCGCACGGACUCUGCCAUUAACAGGAUCAAUGUAUGUGUCGGCCAAAAAAUCAUAGCCCUCCCCCAUGACAACCGACAAGUGAGACUGUUUGAUAUGUCAGGAGUGCGCCUGGCACGGCUUCCCCGGAGCAGCCGCCAGGGCCACAGGAGAAUGGUGUGCUGCUCAGCAUGGAGUGAAGACCACCCCGUGUGCAAUCUGUUCACCUGUGGGUUUGACCGGCAAGCCAUUGGUUGGAACAUCAACAUCCCUGCAUUGCUACAAGAAAAAUAAGGACACCGGCAGUCCUUGGUUUCACUCUUUGCCAGCACAGACCUUUGAUGGGUGCGGGCUUUUCUUCAUAUUAAUCAGCCAUUUUUGUGAGAGUUUGACCCUGGGAAGGGUGCUUUGUAUAUGUUCUUUUCACAUAGUGCCCAGCUUGCAUGAAAUGUACAGAGAAAUGUGUGGUCGUAUUUUUUACUUUUGUCUUGUAUAUGUGUGUGUAUUGGGUCCUCUGGGCAGUAAAGGCAAAGCUCACCUCCCAUGUAGCACAUGAAAUGCUUGUGAGUUGUUGACAUUGAACAGGUGAACAGUAGGGCAUUACAUUUGUGUGAAUUAAAUGUGAACCUCUGUAUUACGUUGCGGCGUCGGCGGUCCUGCGUUCCCUGAAGUAACUGUAUGUAUCUGCCUGUGCUGGGAAGACUGUGGGGCUGCCUGUGUUGGCUGGUGACCAGCAGGAUCGCUCCGGGAUUUUGUGUUUACCUCGCGUGAAGUUCAGCACGUGCUAUCGUGUAGUCAGCUUCCACUCUGAUUUCUGUUACAGUUCUGCAAAGGUAACCUGGAGUUUAGAAGUUAAAAAAAAGCAUGGGAUGUUGGAUUUGCACCAUUUGGAGUUUCUUUAGGAAAGAAAAGUUUUCUGCUUUUUUAUAGAAAAUCAUUUCAAUCUCCUGAGCUCUCAUCCUAGCAAAUUUUGAAAUAGGAUUCUAAUCACCGAUUUCAAAUAUUAAGCAAAAUGUAAAGCACUUUAAUUUAUAGCUAUGGUUAUAAACAGGCUUUAGAUGUUUCAAAUGACUUGUCCAUUGAAUGUGACUUGACUUUGAUAAGAGGCCCUGCCGCCUGCACACAGAGCCCAGUUAAUUCUCCGCACCUCGGUCGUGUGCUUCCAAAUGGGCUCACUCCCGUGGUGGUGUUUGAGAGCCAACAACACUACCUCAGAGACGGGUCUUUGGGAAACUUUGGGUCUCACUGUUGCCUGGCUGGAGCACUUUGGUUUAUAGCUGGAAUACUGAGUUCCGUUCAGAAGGCAGGAAAGACAGUCACACCGACGUGUCCUGAAGGUGUAGGCUCUCCACUUAGGAGCACAAGCUGAUGGCCACAGCCAGCAGGCCCCGGUGACGAGACACUUCCAGCCCCCAUGGUGGGGACGCCUCUCAGUGCCAGUCCCGCUAUGGCUGAGGUAGCCUGGUGUUCUUGCCUUCUUGGAAAUUACUGCUCGCUUGGUAUCUGUACGUUAAUGUUUCUUGCUGAGUUACGGUUUUGAUAAAGAGGCUCUCAUUUCUUGCCUCUUGUAUAUUCAGUCCUUUCAAUACGUCUACCUGGAGGCUCACCACUUGGAGAGACACAGGAAGGUAAUAUUUACAGCUGUCAUGUGACAUCCCAGGGUCUUUGUGUUUUGCCCCGUUUUACGGUAAGGUAGGAGGGAACCCGUCUGGUGACUGGUAGAUGCAGGUGCAUUAGGACGUGGGACUUUUGGACCCGUCCUUUGGUGCAGCUCGCCAGGGCUGAGAGGCGCCUCCCUACUUGGGUCUUUAGGAGCUGGCCCAAGGAACUUUGAAUCUAAGUCAUCUAGAAUGACUCUGAAAUGACUGACAGCCCGGGGCCCAAGAAUAACUGAUAACGACCUCAGAUGGAUCUGACGUGGCUGAGGGACAAACAGCAAAUAUUUCAGUCAUUUGAUUUUACAGAUAAAAAAUGUGUUGUGUUUUUGUCCGACAUUGUUUCCUGACUGCACUGUUCUGAGAAUGGAGCCUACCUGGUCCCUCUGGUUGAUUGGACUCUCAGGUUUCAGCUCCUGCUGUCCUGAGCGAACUUGCCUGAUGCAGGGCUGUGCUGUGUCCAGAUGUUGCUGGGGCCUCGCUUUUUCUCUUGGCCGGAGGUCUAAUUCCUAGAGCCUCCCGCACUGCACAUGCAAAGGUCUGAGCCCAGGGCAGCCUCUGGGGCCACUGCACAGGCCGCCUGCUUGGGUUCCUCGGGGUUUAAUUUGAAAGUCUGGGUGUUUUAGGAUGAUGGUUAGGAACAUUGAAAAAUGGCUGCAAAUAGCCAAAUCCAGAUCUCUGCCAGAUUAAACAUUUUUGAGGCUUUUAAAAAUCAAUAUUCCUAGUGGUCAUUGAGUUCCAGGUACACUGGUGCCCUUCACUGCCACAGCUGCUCACCUUCUCCAGCGAACUGGAGGGACCUCAGAAACUGGAUUCCUGCACGUCCUUCGGGGCGCAGCCCUGCGGUGCUCAGGCACAGCUCUCAGGAGUGGGGGCGCCUUGCUGUUCACUGCUGUGUCAUCUUCUAAUGUGAGCUCAUCCACUGCUGCUGCAGCGUGUUAAUCAGGAGUCACAGACAAGAUCGGGGAUGGUGCGUGUAUGUGCGUGUGCAUGUGUGUGUGACUAAAUUAAGUCAUACUGUCAACCACAUGUGAUCUCGUGUGAAACAGUGUUUGGAAGUGGGAACAGUUUUGUCCUGUAUGCUGAUGUGUCCAGAAUUUCAUUUAAUGAUAGACAGAAAAUGUGUGAUUACUGAAAAGUGUGUAUCGAUACAGAAUUUCUUAACAGCCAUGCUGUUGGGCAAAGCAACUGUUUUUCAACCACUGCUCAUCAGUUUCGGAAGAGACAAAAACUCUGUACAUAUUUUGGAAUCUGAAGGAUCCUAUAUAAAUCAUUUGUUACUUAAAUAUGUGAAAAACAUUUCUUUGGAGGAAAAUGUAUGCAUUUAUAAGUGUUCUGUGGAAUCAGUUUUUAUUGUAUUGAUAUAAUUGUCUCUAAGUGUUGAGUGUCUUCAUUGCAAUAUGAAAUUCAUUAAAAUGUCCAUGUUCCAUAAUUAUUAUUAUAAAAGCUUUGUGUUAUUGGGA